Salvia hispanica is the source of this 929-nucleotide messenger RNA. RefSeq lists its product as uncharacterized. Lineage: Eukaryota; Viridiplantae; Streptophyta; Magnoliopsida; Lamiales; Lamiaceae. The record is from RefSeq and is a predicted model, not a curated record.
GAGUUCGGAGCAAUUAAGGAUACAAAUGUCAAAUCACAGCUGCUGCAAUAAACAGAAAGUGAAGAGAGGGCUUUGGUCCCCCGAGGAAGAUGAGAAGCUCAUCAACUACAUCUCCACCUACGGCCACGGCUGCUGGAGCACCGUUCCUAGACUCGCAGGAUUGCAAAGAUGUGGAAAAAGCUGUAGGUUGAGAUGGAUCAACUACCUAAGGCCUGAUCUCAAGAGAGGCAAUUUCACCCCACAAGAAGCUGCCCUCAUCAUUGAGCUCCACAGACUCUUAGGCAACAGAUGGGCUCAAAUAGCGAAGCAUCUACCGGGAAGAACAGACAAUGAGGUGAAGAAUUUCUGGAACUCGAGCAUCAAGAAGAAGAUCAUGGCACAUCACAACAUGUCCUCAGCAUUAAUCUCUUCUUCCUCAAAUCUCAUGAGCGAUUACAUGGGCAACAAUCUCAUAAUCGCAAAUAAUCCCCAAAUCGACCAUACAAACCCUAAUUCCCAAUUUGAGCCUUUGAUGAAUUACGCCCCCAAUUUAGCCCUAAUUCACCACGCCCCAAUUUCGCUCGAUUCCGAGCUCCACUCAUGGCCGAUCACAUGCAAUCAAGCUGUGAAACAGGAUCACGGCGCUGCCGCGUUCGGAUUCGACGGUUACGAUCAUGAUUCGGGGCUGCUGGAUGCGCUGAUGCCGGAGCUAGCUGAGAUGGCGAAAGGGUUUGAAUUUGGGGUUUCUGCAAAUGCUGGUGAUGUUAUGCAAGAUGGGCUUGAUUCGGGCUUCGGGCCGCUCUAUCCCAACCAUAUCAAGAACAUAUCGUCUCUCAUGGCCUCGUUCGUACCUCCGCCGCCGCCCUCCGCCGCGUCGCUGCCGCCGCUGCCGGGAUGUUUUGCUUCAUUUGAGAUGGGGAAUUAACCAAUGAAGCUAAUAAUUUUUUAAA